CUCUCUCCAGACCUGAAACAGAACUCACACUCACCGGUCUUUUCUACUCUCUCUCUCUCUCUCUAUCAGCACUGUGUAUCUGUAUCUAUAUUUGUCUCUCAUUCUGCUCUUUCUUCGUCUUCUUGAAUUUUCUGCUGCGAAGUUUUGAGCUUUAGUUUACGACGCCGUUACGUUCUCUGGUUGGCUGGUGGAGCUGGGUUAGGGUUUAUCAACAAUUCCGAACAAGCCCUAUACGGCGUUGUUAUGAAGCAUCGUGUUGCCGUACCGUUGGGCUUGAGUUGAUCAACGGUUACGAUUUCGUCUCCGGAUGGAGGGAGGUAGCGUCUCUAGACUUACUUCUUCUGAGGUACACAGAUGGAUUAUGAUGACAAUGAUUAUCAAAGCCAGAAUUUUCACAUAGUCGGUGACGAUAGCUCAAAGGUUUCUUCUGUUUUGUGCCCUUAUGCUCUUCCCAAAUUUGAUUUUGAUGAGAGCCUCCAGGGACAUUUAAGAUUUGACAGCUUAGUUGAAAACGAAGUUUUUCUUGGAAUUCCUAGUCAGGAAGACAAUCACUGGAUUGAGGAAUAUUCUCGAGGAAGUAGUGGAAUAGAGUUUAGUCCAAGUGCUGCAGAGUCGUGCUCCAUCCCUAGGCGAAACAAUGUUUGGUCUGAAGCAGCAUCUUCAGAAUCUGUUGAAAUGCUGUUAAAAUCAGUAAUCCAGGAACAUAAUCUUCCAGUGGAUGCUAUUAUUGAGGAAUCAGAUGCUGGCAACGAAUUGGGUAACUUAACCCAACAAAUAAUGGAACCUAACCUUAGGGAGGAUGAUAAAGUAGAUUACGUUAAAGAUUCCAAUCCAAGUGUACAACCUGAUGAGUUUUCUAGGUCAAAAGAGACUACUGGGGCAGAAGUUAUCCAAAUGGCUUUAGAAACACAAGUGGUGGAAACAUGUGCUUAUGAGAACAUUGAGAGCAGAGAGAAUGAUCAGAUCAUGACUGAUGAUAGGAUACAAAUUGAAGUGAAAAACAGUGAUUCUAAUAAAGUAGAAGUUGGCACUUUAGACAAUGAAACGGUUAACCAAACAAAAGUAAAUCCAUCUGCUUCAGGUGUUCAAGUUCAAGGUGAAGAGUUCUCCUCACCUACUGUUACUGUAGGGAAUUCUAGUGAAUGGGAUAAACAAUCUGGAAUUCAUCUUGAAACUACUAGUGGAUUACCUGAUGAUUUCUGUAAAGGAGCAGGGGACAAUACCAUAGUGAGCGAAGACACUACUAUCAAUGAUGAAAAGUUAAGUGGGGUGGCAUUUCAGACUGGUAUUCCAGCUGCUAAUAAGGAUUCCCCUUCUAAUGUGACUUCAGAGGUGGUAGGUGUUAACGGAGCUAGAGGUGAAAACACAAUUACUAAUUUGGGGGAAUCUUCCAGUUUGCUAGGGAUUUCGGACCAUGAUUUGUCCACUGCUGAGGUAUGUAAGAAAGAUGUACCUUUUGUUGAGCCUCCUAAAGACAAUAAGUCUGACAUUGUUGUAUCGCCCAAAGCAACCAAAAUCCAACACCAGUAUGAUGAUUGUAGUAUGUUGCAAGAUGAGACUUCUGUGGCCUUUAAGAGCACAAGUGCACCUGAUGGGCAUGUUGCAGAGGUCAGAGAGGUUGAAGGCCUAGAGACCUGCUCCAAUCUUGAGCUGGAGAAGUGUUCUGCUUUAAAUAUACCAUCUGGAAUGAGCAAGAUAGCACAACAGAAUACUACUGAGAGUUUUAUCUCAUCAGAUCAAAGGCCUUCAUUUGCUAGCUCUGGGGGAUUGAGUGAGCCAUUUGGACCACAAACUGAAAGCAGCAUUGACCAAGGAGGUGAGUGUGACAGUAUAAUGGAGUCAUCCACUUCUGCUGGAAUUCUUGAGGAGAGACAUGCUACUGAAGAUAUGAAAGGUGGAAAUGUUUGCGUGGGAGCAGACAAAGUGGUAUCAGGCAUUGGACAUGAUCCUUCAUCCCUUUCCAAAGCUGAAUGUGUGCAGUUAUAUAGAGAAAACUUGCCGUCUGAGGUACCUGUUGGUGCAUGUAAUAGUGAUCAAGAUAAUUCAUCUGGUGAGAAAGGGAGAGCUAUGCCAUGUGCUGUUUUAAGUAAUGAGGAACGUGAUAAAUCACUUGAUCCCCAGAUAAGGGUCGGAUCCUCUUCUAUCGUUGAAGAGCAUAAAGAAGAUGUUGAGAUUACUUGUGCGCCAGAAUUUGGCACUUCAGUACAGAACAAACAAGCUUCAGCUGUUGAGGUGAAAGAUGUAAACUGUUCCUCGCAUGACACUGUGGAUAAUGUCAACUCACUUUCUAAACAUAGUGAUAUUCCACCGGUGAUGGCUAAUCACCCUGAGCAAAAGCCAUUGUCAGUCAAGGAGAGCUCAAUGCAUUCCGGUAACAAGGAAAUGAAUACUAUAUGCCCCAAAGAAGCAAGCCCAUCAACAUUGGGUUCAUCUGUUCAAAUGAUAGUCAAGGCUUCCCAUAUAGGGACCCCUGUUGGCCAAGCAACUGCUGCUGCUGAUGCUGGUCAAGACUGCUCCAAAGAUUUGAAAAUAAGAGGUGGGCAGCAUGACUUGACGAUGAGAGAGGGAACUUGUGAUAAAACAGAAACUAUUGAAAAGCAUGAGGAAGCAAAUAAUGAUGGCCAAGACUUGCCAAAACUUGGAGAGAUAGGAAGUUCUGUGGAACCUGUUGCUCCUAGUCAAGUUUCUACUUCUGCUACCAAUUGCACACAACCUUUGCAAACAGAGAAGAAUAAAGAAGAGUUUGGCAAUAGGGCUGCGGUUGAGAGCAUCCCAACUCCUCAGGUUACAGAUAACCUUGUUGGUAAAGUUCAGUCAACAUGCAUGAAUUCUGGAGUAAGUGCUUCAUCUAAAGAAGAGAGCUUAAACAUCAAGGUCACUCCAGUGGCAGGCUCUUCUGAAGUAGAACCCAGCAAGGACAUGCAGUCAUUUCCCAGUAACAGAUCUGAAGUACCAAUGGUUGGGGAAGACUUGCCUCUGAUAUCUGUUGGAGCAAAUGCCGGUAAGGAAACUCCUCAGGUAUCUGACCAGAUAACGCCUUCUAGAGGCUCAAAAGCUGAGCGUAAAACAAGGGGUGGCUCCAGUAAGGCCGGGAGAAAAAGUACUAAGGGAAACCAAUUGAAGGAAACCCCUGUCAAAGUCAUAGAGAGGAGGGACAAAUCACGUGUGGCCAGGGAGAGUAGUGGCACAAAGACCAGUGGUGUUGUUUCCACUCCAACAUCCAAUCUUCCAGAUCUGAACACUUCCACUCAAUCUGUAUUGUUUCAGCAGCCUUUCACAGAUUUACAGCAAGUGCAAUUACGAGCACAAAUCUUCGUUUAUGGAUCUUUGAUUCAAGGUGCAGUACCGGACGAGGCCUGUAUGGUAUCAGCCUUUGGGACAACAACUGAUGGAGGGAGGGGCACUUGGGAGGCUGCAUGGCGUGCUUGUUUAGAAAGGCAUCUUGGGCCGAGAUCUCAUGCCAUCAACACUGAAACACCUGUGCGUUCACGUUCAGGUGCAAAGACGCAAGAUCAGGCAAUCAAUCAGGGUUUGCUGCAAAGCAAAGUUCUUUCAUCAACAGCUGCUCGAUCAAGCAGCAAGGGUUCUUCUACACCUAUAGUCACUCCAAUGAUACCUCUUUCAUCGCCUCUUUGGAAUAUAGCUACCCCCUCUGAUAGUCGAGUUUCAAGUAGCGUAGUGAGUGGAGCAGUCAUAGAUUAUCAGUCAUUUUCUUCUUUGAAUCCUUACCAGAUCCCCCCUGGGCGGAACCUUGCUGGAUACACUACCUGGCUAUCACAGACAUCUAUACCUGCUCCCUGGGUUGCUUCUACACAAACUGCUGCUUUUGAUAUUAGUGCGCGUUUUCCUGUUUUGCCUAUUACAGAGCCAGUGAAAUUGACCCCUGUCAAAGAAUCAUCCGUGGCUGCUUCUGGAGGUACAAAGCACAUGCCAACAAAUUCCAUGGCUCCUAGUGUACUUCCUGGCAUCAUUGCAGGGAAUACUUCCAUGGUUGACAACAAAAAGGCUCCGGCAUCACCUGCUGAUCUGAAAUCUAGGAAGAGAAAAAAGCCACCUGUUACUGAUGGUCAUGGACAGAUCUCCUUACCUGUGGCUCCAGCAGAGUUGGUCUCUGCCCCUAGCAGCAGUGGCUAUUCAUCGAAGAGUGUUGGAUUGAUCUCAUCGGUGGGCAGAAGCCCGUCACAAACAUUGUCUGCUCCGGUUGUUAGUAGUCACUUUUCUACAUUAGUUGCUGUCACCACUUCUCCUAGCUUUGUGCCCAAGGGAAAAUCUGACUUAGUCCCUGCUUCCUCUUUACUUGUUGAUCACUCCAAAAGAGCAGAGGUUAAUGUUGUGAGAAGGACUUUAACUCCGGAGGAUAUUAAAAACGUUGAAGAGUCUAAACUACAAGCUGAGGAGGCAUCUGCACAUGCUGCUGCAGCACUAGGUCACUGCCAAGGCAUAUGGAUUGAGUUGGAUAAGCAAAAGAGUUCUAGCUUGAUGCCUGAUGUUGAGGCUAAGCUAACAUCUGCUGCUGUUGCUAUAGCAGCUGCUGCUUCUGUCGCAAAAGCGGCAGCUGCUGCUGCUAAAGUUGCAUCGGAUGCUGCUGCACAAGUAAAACGGAUUGUUGAUGAAUCACUGGUCUCAAGCAAAAGUGUUACAAUUGAAAACAGUGCAGUUGCUCUCUCGAACUCUGUAAGCAACUUGGGGAGUGCAACUCCUGCUUCCAUAUUGAAGAGUGGAGAUGGAAACUUUGUUUCUAUUGAGGCUAUGUCAGCUGCUUCAAGGCAUGCUGAAAAUUUAAUGGCUGUAGUGAAGGCUGCAGAAUUGGCUGCUGAAGCAGUAUCACAUGCUGGAAAAGUCGUAAUAGGGGAUCCUUUACCCUUGAGUGAAUUAGUAAAAGCUGGUCCUGAUGGUUUCUGGAAAGUUUCUGAAUCCAUAUCUCAAUCAAAAGAUGUAAAUGGGGGGAAAUCUGAUGUCAACAUGGUUGAACAAGGUUCUGAUGUUUUUCCUAAGCAGUCUGAGGGUCCAUCUGUUAAGGCAUUACAUGCCCUGAAAGGUGGUUUGUCACCACAUCCAGGAGGGACAUCUGCUAAUACCAUAGCAGGGAGUGUCAGGGCUGAAGAGGGCAUUUCAUCUUCUAUUCCACACGCUGAUAAGGAUAUUUGUAGUAGCAAGGCUCCUACGACAUCAGAAUUUAACAAGACCCUUGAGAUUUCUACUGGGCCAGAAAUUGAGUCAAGGUCAACUUCUCUUCUUCAGGGUGACUAUGAAAACAUUGCAAGUUCAAUGAUAGACAGCAUCAAAGAGGGCUGUCUUGUUGAGGUACUUAGAGAUAGCGGUGACCUUAAGGCCUGGUUCUCAGCCAAUGUAUUGAGUUUGAAAGAUGGAGCUGCAUUCAUUUGUUACACUGAACUUCAAUCAGAUGAAGGUUCAGGACAGUUAAAGGAGUGGAUACCUUUACGUUUAGAUGGUGAGGAUGUACCCAGCAUACGUAUCAGCCAUCCUAUGACUGCUGUUCACCUUGAAGGAGCCCGAAAGAGGCGACGAGCAGCUAUGAAGGACUAUACUUGGUCUGUCGGUGAUCAAGUUGAUGCUCGGAUGGACAAUUGCUGGAGAGAGGGGAUUAUUACUGAAAAGAACAAAAAGGACGAAACUAUAUUGAGUGUCAAUUUUCCAGCUCGGGGUGAUACUGCAGUUGUAAGAGCAUGGAACCUCCGUCCAACCCUUAUUUGGAAGGAUGGGGAGUGGGUUGAAUGGUCCACUUCAAGAAACGAGCCUGCGUUUCAGGGUGAUACCCCAAAGGAGAAGAGAAUAAAGUUGGGAAAUCCUGCUGGUGAGACCAGCGGAAAGGCCAAGCUCUCAAAAAAUAUUGAUUUUCCAGAACCUGGGACAAAUAAAGAACCAAAGUUGCUCCCUUUAUCUGAUAAUGAAACAAUAUUUAAUGUUGGUAGCAACAAAGAUGAGAAUAAGCCCAGCACAGUCAGAACAAUGAGGUCUGGUUUACAGAAAGAAGGCUCCAAAGUUGUUUUUGGCGUGCCUAAGCCCGGAAAGAAGAGGAAGUUUAUGGACGUAAGCAAGCAUUAUGUUUCUAACUGGGGCAUGAAGGACACCACAGCUAAUGAUUCAGCGAAACUUGCAAAAUAUGUGAUGCCACAAGGUUCAGGAGUUGGUGGAUGGAAAAAUAAUUCUAAAACCAAUCCUAAGGAGAAGGAAGUGGCCGAGUUUAAAUCCAGACCACCUAGAUCUAGGAAACCACCCAGUUCAAGCCGGACAUCAAAAGAUAACUCUUUGACAUCAAAUCCAUCAGCUUCUGGUGAUGCUACUUCAACUGACCAUGUGGUCAAGGAUACUAUGAGCUAUGACAAGAACGAAUCAGCUCAAUCGGAUUUUGUCAAAUGCAAUUCCAAUGGCGAAGAAGCAGCUGAAGGACAGAUGCAAUUUUCUUCAGAGGAUCUUCAAGCUGAGUCCACUAAGAAGGCAUCAACAUCGACAAACAAAUCUGAGAAGGUAAACGCAGGAAAUGUUACUCCUGCCAGUGGGAAAUCAACAAAAGUUGAGGUGGACAAGUCAAUUCCUGAAGUCAUUGAACCCCGGAGGUCAAAUCGUAGGAUUCAGCCGACAUCAAGGUUACUGGAAGGUUUGCAGAGCUCACUAAUCAUCCCAAAAUUCCCAUCUCUGUCCCAUGACAAAGGUCAAAGAAGCCACCACAGGGGCACAUCGAAAGGUAAUACCCAUGGAUAAUAAGCGCUUUUGGAAUAAUCCCAUGCGUCCAUAGAACCUCUGUUGUCUACAACAAUCAGGACGCAUAGUUUUGUAUAUUUGCUAGAGGCGAAAAUUGGAGAUGGAAAAAGUUUACCCUUUUUCUUUUUUGGUUUGUGCUUUAGGUGUUGUAAAAUUUAGGCAGUAGGUGUUCAUAAUAGAUGUUUACAAAAUCAUUAUGCAAUGGCUCGUCUUAUCUUACUAUAUUAGGGCUGUAUAUGGAACUUGUCCAAGUAGUUGGAUAAAUGGUGCAGGAAUCUGUUUCAAAUGGUUUUUAUAUUGUAGUCUCUUGAAAUUGGAUAAGCCUUGCCAGAAGGCGUUGACUCAAGAUGUAUGCAACAACGCUCUUAGAAAAAUUUUAUCCUGAAGAUUUGGGAAAUCUGUUAAUCAGCA
This is a messenger RNA of Ipomoea triloba (trilobed morning glory), 7134 nucleotides long. RefSeq lists its product as uncharacterized. The transcript has 15 exons. The coding region runs from base 355 to 6723 and encodes 2122 amino acids. Lineage: Eukaryota; Viridiplantae; Streptophyta; Magnoliopsida; Solanales; Convolvulaceae. The record is from RefSeq and is a predicted model, not a curated record.